GCAAACCAGGCCGCGAUGGGGCAGGAUUACUACGUGGUGCUGGAGCUGAACCGCAACGCCAAGGAUGCGGACAUCAAGAAGGCAUAUCGGAAGCUGGCCUUGAAGUAUCACCCGCUAAAGAACAAGGAGCCGUGGGCUCCUGGGAAAUUCAAGCAGUUGGCCGAAGCCUACGAUGUCCUAAGCGACCCUGUGAAGAAAGCCGUGUACGAUAAGUUUGCCGAGGAGGGUCUGAAGGGAGGAAUCCCCCUGGAGUUUGGCAUUGACACCCCCUGGACUGAAGGCUACAUCUUCCAUGGAAACCCUGAUAAAGUUUUCCGUGAUUUCUUCGGAGGAGACAACCCCUUCUCUGAAUUCUACACUGCGGAAGGGGCCGAAGUAAACAUGGCUUUUGGGGGUCUCCGCGGCCGUGGGGUGAAGAAGCAGGACCCCCCCAUCGAACGGGACCUCUACCUGUCCCUUGAAGACCUGUUUUUUGGGUGCACCAAGAAAAUAAAAAUCUCGCGGAGGGUGAUGAACGAGGACGGUCACGCCUCCACCAUUAAAGAUAAGAUCCUAACAAUCGAUGUUCAGCCCGGAUGGAAGUCGGGGACUAAGAUCACUUUUAAAGAGGAAGGAGACCAGGGUCCCAACAUUAUCCCUGCGGAUAUCAUCUUCAUUGUGAAGGAGAAACUCCAUCCCAGGUUUAAACGGGAGGACGACAACCUGCUCUACGUGGCCAGCAUCCCUCUGGGAAAGGCCCUGAUAGGCUGCACGGUGGACGUGAGGACUCUGGAUGACCGGCUGUUGAACAUCCCCAUCAAUGACAUUGUCCACCCCAAGUACUUCAAAGUGGUCCCCGGCGAGGGGAUGCCGUUUCCCCAAGACCCCACCUGCAAGGGAGACCUCUUCAUGUACUUUGACAUCCUCUUCCCGGCCAGACUCACCCCGGCCAAGAAGGCCCUCGUGAGGGAAGCCCUCCUGAUGUGAAGACCACCCUCCCAGUAGACCCGGCCGCUCUCCC
Protobothrops mucrosquamatus (brown spotted pit viper) is the source of this 1000-nucleotide messenger RNA. RefSeq names its product DnaJ heat shock protein family (Hsp40) member B13 (gene DNAJB13). Gene Ontology annotation, molecular function: protein-folding chaperone binding. The record is from RefSeq and is a predicted model, not a curated record. The transcript has 8 exons. Gene Ontology annotation, cellular component: cytosol. Lineage: Eukaryota; Metazoa; Chordata; Lepidosauria; Squamata; Viperidae. Bases 16 to 966 code for a protein of 316 amino acids.